AUGACUGUUGAAUACGCUCAAGAGGGUGGCUAUCAACGCACUCAAUCAGUUAUUUACCAAAUGCAAGAAACCCUUUUAAAUGCAUCAAAAGAUGGAGUUAACGGAACUGAUGAUCUACAGAAAUUAGCUGCCACAGAAUCAUCAAUAACUGUAAAUUCAGAGCGCGUUUUGAGUUAUGUUAGCAAAAAUUAUGGCUUUCAGCGUCGUAAUUUGGGAACUCUAAGAUAUAGUCCUCUGCGACAGGGCAGGUUUGAAGGCAGCGAGAAAAAACAAGAGCUUCCGUUUCCGUAUAAUUACUGCAGGGCCUUCAUCCCAGAGCCAUUCUUGCCUAGGCUUGGGACCAGCGCAAUAAAUUCUAUUAUAACUGUUAUUUUGACGUCCGAAGACCUGCAAAUCGCCAUUGAGAAGAACCAAAAUAUAAGGUUCCAGAACCGCGAGCUAUGGGGAGUAGAUAUUUAUACCUGCGACUCCGAUCCUCUGCUGGCAUUGGUCCACUGCGGCGCGUUGGACUUCAAGGGGAGCUCUGGUACCCGUAAGCGUCGGACUCCGGCCAACCUCGAGAAUCCUGAUAAUGUCGUUAGUUUAUUCGACGAUAAGCCACCACUGCAUAGUAAAUCAAUGCCUGGUUUUGAUUUAGAAGUCCAACUGCUAAUGCUGCCUCCCUUACAAAGGUACUGCUCCGUGGAGCGGUAUGGAAUCAAAUCAAGAGCCUGGGAAGUAAUCCACGAUGGUCUGAGCUACGGCAUAUAUUCGAUAAGAGUAAAUCCGAGGGCAGAAGAUGCAUAUGUGGAGUCGUAG
This is a messenger RNA of Eremothecium sinecaudum, 798 nucleotides long. RefSeq names its product Rxt3p (gene RXT3). The coding region runs from base 1 to 798 and encodes 265 amino acids. NCBI's taxonomy places the organism in Eukaryota, Fungi, Ascomycota, Saccharomycetes, Saccharomycetales, Saccharomycetaceae. The record is from RefSeq and is a predicted model, not a curated record. The transcript has a single exon.